Adineta ricciae is the source of this 4896-nucleotide messenger RNA. NCBI's taxonomy places the organism in Eukaryota, Metazoa, Rotifera, Eurotatoria, Adinetida, Adinetidae. The record is from the annotation of a GenBank genome assembly.
AUGGAAAAUGAAACACUUUCUUUGAUCACAUCAGCUCUGGACCUUUCGGAAAUGCUUCACUGCGAUCAAAUUGAGUCAAUAUUGAUUUAUUCAUCAAGAAAAGAUCAAUACAAACAAUUACUUGACCAAGAUUCGAAAAUCAUCGGUAUAUUCGAUGAUCUCGAUCUGUUAUUUUCAGCAAUCAUUCAUGAUCAAUUGCAAAUUUGGUGUUUUUGGACUGACCAUCAACAUGAUUUAUCCAAACAAGCAAAUCCAUUUCUUUGGCUUCAACUUCUCCAUGAUCUUAUGUUACAAUUACCGCAUGAUGAACAAAGCAAAGAAGAAUUAGUCGAUACUUGUCGUGCUUGCUAUCGAGAGGAUGUGGAAGAACUUGCUAUGAUUGAUGAAUUCGAACGAAAAUAUCAAGCCAAAGAUGCGAUUGAUUGGUAUUUGAAAGAUUCGUUUCUGACAAAACUAGUUAAAAAAGCAUUAGAAGCAGAAAACUCGAAUCAACUUUAUUCAUUACGAUAUUUUCUAUACGAUCUUCUCAAGAUAGAACAUCCUGUUCAAUCUCGUCAAGAAAAACUUACGGUUUACCACGAAAUGAUUCUUUCCGAUAAAGAUUUCAAGAAACUAAAGGAUAAACAAGGUACAUUGAUUGCCAUGAAGACAUUUUUCAAUGUUAAGACUGUUCACUCAUCAAAUUCCACACUACGAACGGCUGCUAUUAAACUUCUUCUUCAAAUCGACUGUGAUCUUCAAGAAAAUUCUAUUCUAACUGAACUUCCCAACUCCGAUCGACUUUUCUUCCACUUCAACACUACAUUUCGUUUUGAUGAACUCGAAGAACUCAACACACAAACGUGGUGCCUGAAAAUGUCGGUAGUCAACGAUGGACAAACGAUCAAACAGAAAUAUCUCGAUGACAUCCACCAUCAAAUGGAGAACUUAUCCAUUCCAGUCAUAUUCGGCAAUUUAUUAUGUGAUAUGAGCCAAUGGACUCAAGCACAAAACUAUUUUGAAUGUAUCCGUGAUGACUGUUCAACAAGCGAAGAUCUCGCAUGGAUUGAAUACGGCAUCGGUCAUACACUUCAAUGGCAAGGAAAAUGGAUCGAAGCAGAAAAGCACUAUCAACAUGCCUAUGAUCAUAUGAUUCAAUCUCAUUCACCUCGUACGAAAGAAUCGUCUCAUGUACUGUCGAAUAUGGGUGAAUUACAAGAACUCCAAGGCAAAUACGAUCAAGCGUACACUAUUCAACAACAAGCAUACGCAAUUCGGAAGAAGUUUUAUCCGUCGGAUCAUAUACAUAUUGCGUCAAGUUUGGAUAACAUAGGACUUAUCCUUUAUCAACAAUUGAAGAAUGACGAGGCACUUGUUUAUCUUCGACAAGCGUUGGAAAUUCGUGAAAAAUAUUUUCACUAUCAGCAUGUUGACAUUGCUAACAGUUUGAAGAAUAUCGCGUGUGUUCUCACAGAUCAACGUCAACAUGAACAAGCGCUGGAAUACUAUCAACAAGCGAUGCGUAUCUAUGAAAACUACUAUCCGAAUGGUCAUGUUUAUAUAGCACAUACAAUGAAUAACAUCGGUCUUAUUCUUUUUCGAUUGGAAAAAUACGACGAAGCAAUCGAUAUUGUCCAGAAAGCAAUGACCAUUCAACAGAAAUUCUAUCCACAUGGACAUAUUGAAAUCGCCACUAGUCUAUGUAACAUGGGCAAUAUCAAAUACGGACAGGGUAAGUACGAUGAAUCGAUCGAAUACCAUCAACGAGUUUUAACCAUGCAACGAAAAUGUUAUUUGUCAAAUCACAUGGAUAUUAUUUGUACAUAUAAUAACAUCGGAUAUAUCUUACUAUGUGGAAAGGGAAACUACGAUGAAGCGCUUGAUUAUUACUAUAAAGCGUUGGAAAUGUUAGAAAAAGAUUAUCCGACAUACGAUGCACAUAUUGCGAAUAGUUAUAACUAUAUUGGAAAUAUUCUCAAUGAGCAAGGGAAAUAUUUUGAAGCACUUGAUUAUUAUCAACGUGCAUUGGCGAAACAGAAGAACUAUUAUACAACGGAUCAUGUGGAUAUGGCAUCGACUCUGAGCAAUAUAUCGAACAUUUUAAGUAAACAAGGCAAAUAUGACGAAGCAUUGGACUAUAGUCAACGAUCGUUGGAUAUCCAACAAAAAUACUACCCAUCGGGCCAUGUAGAAAUCGCUAAUACAUACAAUCUAAUUGGAAAUGUUCUCUGUUGUCAAGGAAAAUUUCAUGAAGGAGUCGAACAGUACCACCGAGCAUUGAAAAUUCAAGAAAGAUCCUAUCCAUUGGGACAUUCAGAUACCGUCAUCACUCUGACAAACAUCGGACACAUUCUCAAAGACGAACGACAAUAUAACGAGGCGCUCACGUAUUACCAACGAGCUCUAACCAUGUUGGAAAGCUUCUAUGCACCCGAUCACUUGAAAAUCGCAGCUGCCUUGGCAAAUAUAGGUCGAGUUUAUUACAGCCAGGGUAAAUAUCAAGAUGCACUCGAUAUUCAACAACGUGCAUUCGCAAUUAAAGAAAAAUAUUAUCCAUCCGAUCAUAUACAAUUCGCUGCUGAACUCGCUCGAAUCGGGGAUAUACUUGAAAAACAAGAGAAUUAUGGCAAAGCUUUAGAAGUGCAACAACGGGCGUUGAUCAUUCAGGAAAAAACUUAUCCAUCCGAUAAUAUUAACAUAGCACACAGUCUCGGCCGAAUCGGUAUCGUUCUAAGCAAUCAAGGUCAGUAUCAACAAGCGCUAGAAUAUCAUCAACGCGCAAUAAAAAUCUAUGAGACUUGUUAUUCGCCGGAACACAUUGAACUUGCGACGUGCUUGAACAAUACUGGUAGCGUGCUUUAUCAUCUCGGUAAAUACGAUGAGGCAUAUCGAUUACAUGAACAAGCUUUGAAACUCUAUCAAAAACGAUAUACAACCGAUCAUAUCGAUAUGACGAAUACACUCGAACAUAUCGGAAAUAUCCUGUAUGACGAGAAAAAGUAUGACAGUGCACUUGAAUACUAUCGUCGCGCGUUGGUUAUCAAAGAAAAAUUCUAUCCAUCUGACCAUGCAUUUGUUGCAACUAGUUUGAGUAACAUCGGAAAUGUCUUAUAUAAUCAAGAAAAGUAUGAACAAGCGUAUGAAUGUCAACAACGCGCUUUGGAAAUUUUAGAAAAGCAUCAAACGCACGAUUAUAUGAAAAUUGGCAAUAAUCUUAAUGAUAUUGGAAAUAUUCGAAAUAGUCAAGGGAAAUAUGAUGAAGCGAUUGAUUAUUACCAACGUGCUUUAGUUUGCUACGAUAAAUAUUCGUUCACUCGGCAUGCAGAUAUUGCUACAACGUUGAGUAAUCUUAGCAAUACAUUGUACAAACAGGAGAAGUACGACGAAGCAUUUGAGUACCAACGACGCGCAUCGGAAAUUCGAGAAAUUUUUUGUCCGACAGUGUAUGUCUCAACGGCGAAUAGUUUCAAUCAUAUGGGAAAUAUCCGCGCUGCACAAGGAAGACAUGAUGAAGCAAUUGAACUCUAUCAACAAGCUUUAUUAGUCCAUGAAAAGAAUUCCACAGCACGCUAUGCCGACGUGGCGAUCAUAUAUACGAAUAUUAGUCGUAGUUUGAGUGAUCAAGGUAAAUUUGAUCAAGCAUUUGAGUAUCAACAACGUGCGCUUGAAAUACGUGAGCAGCAUUAUCCAUCCGCGCAAAUGAACAUCGCGCACUAUCUUAUUGAUAUGGGAAACAUUCGCAGCGAUCAAGGUAAACAUCAGGAUGCGUUGGAUUUGUACAAACGCGCAUUGGAAAUCAAUGAAAAGUAUUGCUCAGCAUCGGACGCACUCAUUGCUAUCAAUCUCAGUAAUAUUGGCAAGGCUUUAUAUCAAUUAGGCCAAGACGACCAAGCACUCGAGUAUCAACAACGCGCAUUGAAUAUUCGAGAGAGUUUCCAUUCGACAAAUCAUGCUAACAUCGCGAAUAGUUUGAACGACAUUGGUAAUAUACGGAAUAGUCAAGGGAAAUAUGACGAUGCGAUUGAUUAUUACCAACGGGCUUUGUCCUUCUACGAGAAAAAUCGCGCAACACAUCAGAUCGAUAUAGCCACAACGAUGAGUAAUAUCAGCGAUACGCUGUUCAAACAGGAAAAAUAUGAUGACGCCUUCGAUUAUCAACAACGAGCUUUGGACAUUCGAGAAAAUUAUUGUUCAGCAACUUCGAUAAACAUCAUCAAAGAUCUAAACCGGAUGGGUCAGAUCCGUAAUACUCAAGGUAAAUAUUCCGAAGCUGUCGAUUGCUAUCAACGAUCAUUAGCAAUGUAUGAGAAAUACUAUCCGACACGUUACACAGAGAUUUCGAUCAUUCUUAGUUUGAUCGGAAGUAAUCUCAGUCAUCAAGGUAAAUAUGAUGAUUCACUGACCUAUUAUCAACGUGCACUGGCUAUCCAGGAAGAAUAUUUUCCAUCUGAUCACGUACAAAUCGCUCUGUUCUUACAAUGGAUUGGUUUCAUCUAUUGUACAAAAUCUGAUUUUGAUCAUGCUAUUAAAUUCUAUGAAAAAUGCCUUUGGAUUCGACAGGUGAAUCUCGCUGCUGAACAUCCGUCCAUUGCCGAAACACUUUCACUUUUGAGUAAAAUUCAUCUAACACGCGGACAAUAUGAGUUGGCAAUUGCCAAUGAAGUCCAAUGUUUAACUAUCCGUGAACACAUUUUUGCACCAGAUCACGAAGACAUUGGCAAAAGUUUAUCUCGGAUAGGCGAUUGUUACAAUUAUUUGAUUAAACUUGACAUUGCUCUGGAGUAUUACAAGCGAGCGUUGAAUGUCUAUGAACAAUGUUUACCAUUAUGGCAUCCGGACCGAUGGAAUUUGGAAUGGAUGAUUGAACAAAUCGCCGAAGAAAUCCAAGAGAAUCAACUUCAUGAGAUUGCUAUCUAG